GCCGAGUCGUAGGGGGGCGGGGUUUAGUGUCGACCUUGGUGGUUUGACGUGUGGCAGCAUGGCGAGCAAGGAGCCGAAUCGCUUCGUUCAGCAGCUGAGGGUCCUGGCCGGUCGGAUGUCUUCGUCUGGUGGCAGAGGAGCAGGAUUGGGACUGAAGCUGCUGCUUGGAGCUGGUGCUCUGGCAUAUGGCGUCAAAGAAGCCACGUACACUGUGGAAGGUGGGCACAGAGCCAUCAUCUUCAACAGGAUUGGAGGCAUGCAGAUGGACACUGUACUUGCUGAGGGGCUGCACUUCAGUGUGUGUGUGUCAUAGGGUCCCCUGGUUCCAGUACCCCAUCAUCUAUGAUAUCAGAGCCAGGCCCAGGAAGAUCUCCUCUUUGACUGGCAGCAAAGAUUUGCAGAUGGUUAACAUAGCAGUGCGAGUGUUGUCCAGGCCCGUGGCGUCCAACCUGCCCGUCAUGUACCAGCAGCUGGGGAAGGACUACGAUGAGCGCGUCCUUCCCUCCAUCGUCAACGAGGUGCUGAAGUCUGUGGUGGCAAAGUUCAACGCCUCACAGCUCAUCACCCAGAGAGCACAGGUGUCCCUGCUGGUGCGCAGGGAGCUGUUUGAGAGAGCUCAAGACUUUAACAUCAUCCUCGACGACGUGUCCAUCACUGAGCUGAGCUUCAGCAGCCAGUACACUGCAGCUGUGGAGGCCAAGCAAGUUGCCCAGCAGGAGGCCCAGAGGGCCCAGUUCUAUGUGGAGAAAGCCAAACAAGACCAGAGACACAAGAUCAUCCAGGCAGAGGGAGAAGCUGAAGCUGCUAAGAUGUUGGGCCAAGCAGUGACUAAGAACCCCGGUUACCUGAAGCUGAGGAGGAUUAGAGCAGCACAGAGCAUCGCUAAGACGGUGUCAUCAUCUCAGAACAAGGUGUACCUCAAUGCUGACAGUUUGGUCCUGAACCUUCAAGACCAGACAUCUUUUAACAACAUGUCACUGGGUGUAAAGAAGUGAUGAAGAGGACAUGAAGAGGAAGAAGAGCUCCAUCUGAACAGAGCACAGAGAAUAAACACACGACCGACAGGUGUGAACGUGGACAACAAGAAAGAAGACAACAUUUCUUAUGCUUUUUGUUCUGUCUUUUAAAUGUCUAAAUCUCUCUCAGACUGUGUGUGGCCUGUUUUAUGCUUGUAGUUUUUUUUCAAUGAAUUAUGGAAGUGAAACAACGACCGCGAUCUUGUUUCAACAAACAACAAAUCUAUAUUUCAGAAAGCAAAUGGGAAAAGAAAAGGACCUACUGCUCGGUCCAAUGAUUUUGUAGAAUGUCCUGUAGAGGCCUUUCAUGAAUUAGGGAAUGAAUGCAACAAUACUUCAGAAUAAUGUAGGAGAAGAGUGUCUCCUAUCAGGAAGAAUAUUUCACUGCUCUAUGCAUCUGAUCUGGACACACGUCAUCAGAAAUGUCCCAGUGCUCCUCCUGACUGUGCUGUGAAAAGAACUGGUUGACCAAAUUGAUCCUAAUUUAUCUGUAAAUAAACUUUUGUUCUAGGUA
Molecule: messenger RNA, 1530 nt
Organism: Scophthalmus maximus (turbot)
Lineage: Eukaryota; Metazoa; Chordata; Actinopteri; Pleuronectiformes; Scophthalmidae
Gene: phb2b
Product: prohibitin 2b
Exons: 10
Coding region: 186-995 (269 amino acids)
Biological process (GO): mitochondrion organization
Cellular component (GO): mitochondrion; membrane
Source: RefSeq, a predicted model, not a curated record